CAGUACUCAAUUGUUUCUGCAGCCAUUGAGAAAUACUGUGUGAGCUGCGAUUGGUCACAGCUUGUCACAUGGUACAAGGCUGUUGUGAAUAGCCUUGUACCAUGUGACCUCUGUGAUCAUUCACGGAUUUCACAAGGGCGGACUGACCAUUUAGAAACUCGGGCACUGCCCGAGGGCCCGGGGUCAGUAGGGGGCCCCAUGAGAUGCUCCUGGUACCUAUUUCAUAGGCUUUUUUGAGUUUGGGCAAGGAUACAGGGGCCCCAUGAUCCCCUAUUGCCCGGGGGGCCCCAUGA
This is a messenger RNA of Staurois parvus, 293 nucleotides long. Lineage: Eukaryota; Metazoa; Chordata; Amphibia; Anura; Ranidae. The record is from the annotation of a GenBank genome assembly.